Messenger RNA from Plasmodium coatneyi, 1440 nucleotides. RefSeq lists its product as uncharacterized. Bases 1 to 1440 code for a protein of 479 amino acids. The transcript has a single exon. Lineage: Eukaryota; Apicomplexa; Aconoidasida; Haemosporida; Plasmodiidae. The record is from RefSeq and is a predicted model, not a curated record.
AUGGCACCGCCCACAUUUAUGACCCAAAGGAAAUACAUACAACUGAUCAGCUUGGCAAAAAAGUUGGAUGCAUGCAAAAAUGAGUUACUGCGUUACCGGAGGGAGGAAAAGACGGCCGCUGCUGCUACUUCUGUCUUUGCCGUGGGGGCAGGUCACACUGGUCUGUCCAUCGCUGCACAAAGCAACCCUACUAACAUGGAGAGACACCUUCCGAACGGAAAACGGAACAGCCUCAAAUCUGUAACGAGUGAACCCACACUCGGGGUAACAAAACGGAGUGUAACACCUCAUGCGGGUAGAAAAAAAAGGCACAGUGAUCCAACCCCACUUAAGAAAAACAUCUCCAAGGAGGGAACCUCAAAUGGACAGAAAAUAAAAGAGGAAGGGAAACUACCCACAGCACAGCUAUCCAAAGGAGCAACCUUUAGUGAAUACAAAGCAAAGAAGAAAAAAAAAAAAAAAUUACAAAACAGGACACAAGUUUUUCCACACCCCCAAGGAACACAAAAGAGUAGAAAAAAAAAAAAAACUUUUUGCACGCUCCCCAAAAGUGAGGUCAGAAAAAGGGUCACCAGUGUAGCUAGAUGCAGCAAAAAGUGGGUUCUACACAAGCAGGAGGAAAACACCCAGUACACAUUUCGGAGCCCCCAGGGUGGGGGUGACUUAACCGCCUGGGAAGGGGAACACCACAGUGGAGAUAACCAAAUAGUUCCCGUCCAGGUAGAAGCGAAACUGAACCUCAUGCCACUUGUACACACAAGUCAGAUGAUGAAACACCCCCUAGUAAUUGCAUCCAUGCUGAAGAACUCACCUAGAAAGAAGAAGUCAAUUCCUUUAUCCACACAGAUAGCAAAGCAACCACUUACCAAACCUAGUAAAAGUGCAAAAACAUCGGGGGGAGAAGCCCACCCUGGCAAUGCCACUAACAAACGACAGAAUGAAUCUGCCCCAAAGAAAGGAGCCCCCCUCUCCAAAGGGGUAGAAAUUUCCAGAAAGAAGUUAAGAAGCGUUUCCAGAUGUACAGCCCAAUCUGCUAAACGUACUCGUCUACAGUUGAGUCCUUCCGAAGGGUCAUUACAAAAAGGGAUCUCUCUGAGGGGUCAACGCGGCACCGUUGGUAAGACUAUUGGCAGCACACAUAGCAGAACUAAGAGGCCUUUUCCAUCUCGUUCUUCUCUGCGAGUUUCCCCCCAGAGGCGUGCCAAACGGAAGAGACAAAACGUAACGAGGAAGACCGAUCAGAAGCGGAGCCUUCUCCACGCUCUCCCCACUCAGCAGCGCAGUCACGACCAACAAGACGCAGACAAGCAAAUGACCAACCGGAAAACCGUAAAGGAAUUCAUAAAAGCGUUGAACAACUCCAGUGUUAUCAUUUGCACGAAGGGGCACAAGACGCGACCGAAGCGGGGCAGGCGAAAACGCCUUCACAUUCGGGUUUGA